AUGGCUAUGAUUCUUUCCCAUAAAAAAUGGCUUCUCACGAGUGUUCUUGUUCUUUGCAUUGUUCUACAUUUGAGUGCAAUUGUUCUUGGUGAUCAAAAGCUUGACAAAGAUAGGUUUGGAGACGAUGAUGAUUGUAGGUUUGGAAGAUGUAGGGGUGAUGGGUUUGGUCCUGGAGGGAGGUUUGGUGGUCGACGUGGUGGUUUUGGAAGAGAAAGAGGAGGUGGGUUUGGUGGUGGUGCAGGCGGGGGCUUUGGAGGUGGUGGUGGUCCUAGAGGAGGUCUUGGGGGUGGCGGGGGAUUUGGUGGUGGAGGAGGAGGCGGCAUUGGAGGUGGGGCAGGUCAUGGUGGAGGUUUUGGUGCUGGGGGAGGUGUAGGUGGAGGAGGGCUUGGUGGUGGGGGUGGAGGAGGAGCUGGUGGUGGUGGUGGAGGGGGCUUAGGUGGUGGUUCCGGACAAGGUGGAGGCUUUGGAGCUGGGGGUGGUGUUGGUGGAGGCGCAGGAGGGAUAGGCGGUGGAGCUGGUGGAGGAGGAGGUGGUGGUGGUGGUUUGGGUGGGGGGUCAGGCCAUGGUGGUGGCUUUGGUGCUGGCGGUGGUGUAGGAAGUGGAGCAGGUGGAGGACUUGGUGGAGGUGGAGGAGGUGGUGGUGGAGCUGGUGGAGGUGGAGGAAUAGGUGGAGGUUCCGGUCAUGGUGGAGGCUUUGGUGCUGGUGGUGGAGUUGGUGGAGGAAUCGGUGGUGGAGGAGGAGCAGGAGGCGGUGGAGGUGGAGGAGUAGGUGGAGGAUCCGGUCAUGGUGGAGGCUUUGGUGCUGGUGGUGGAGUAGGAAGUGGAGUUGGUGGAGGUGUUGGUGGUGGUGGUGGAGGAGGAGGAGGAGGUGGCGGAGGUGGAGGAGUAGGUGGAGGUUCUGGUCACGGCGGAGGCUUUGGUGCUGGUGGUGGAGUAGGAAGUGGAGUUGGUGGAGGAAUCGGUGGUGGUGGUGGUGGUGGGGGAGGAGGUGGUGGUGGAGGUGGAGGAGUAGGUGGAGGUUCCGGUCAUGGAGGAGGCUUUGGUGCAGGAGGUGGCGUAGGAAGUGGUGGUGGUUUGGGUGCAGGUGGCGGUGGAGGUCGCGGCGGAGGAGUUGGUGUGGGAAUUGGCAUUGGCAUUGGAGUUGGCGUUGGAAGUGGAGCUGGUGCUGGCCAAGGAGUGGGAGUUGGUUCUGGCAGCGGUGGAGGAGGCAGUGGAAGUAAACACUAA
Molecule: messenger RNA, 1227 nt
Organism: Arachis stenosperma
Lineage: Eukaryota; Viridiplantae; Streptophyta; Magnoliopsida; Fabales; Fabaceae
Product: glycine-rich cell wall structural protein 1-like
Exons: 1
Coding region: 1-1227 (408 amino acids)
Source: RefSeq, a predicted model, not a curated record